Messenger RNA from Mesocestoides corti, 915 nucleotides. The record is from the annotation of a GenBank genome assembly. Lineage: Eukaryota; Metazoa; Platyhelminthes; Cestoda; Cyclophyllidea; Mesocestoididae.
AUGUCCGAGGCGCCGUCCGUUUUGCUGCGCGUAAAGCGGCCCUUGACGGAAACCCCAGUAGAGUGCUUCAGCGCCAUCCCCACCAAGCGUCUGCGUUGUCAAAAGGCCGAUUACAACAUUCCAGCCUCCUUCCGGUACCUUGGAUCUACGUCUGCCCUCACAGAUACCACGCGUUUCUCCACAGAGGAUUUGCACAAUUAUGCUCCCUUAGGCAAGACCAAACUCUUCCUGUCCUCCAAUUCCACAGCGCAUGUUGUCGAUCCGGAAACGUCACGAGCAGUACCUUGCAAGGUGCGGUUUUCGAAAGCAGCAAAGAGGAAGGCUGAUGAUUCUGAGGAAGUCGCAAGUCGGACGUCGCCCUCAUCUUCACCAAGGCCUCCUUCACCAAAGUCCCUGCGUGUUAUCGACAUCCUCUAUGAGCCUCAUCCAGAAUCUCCCUCCCCUACCCUGCACAGAGCAACUGGAGGCCGAAGCCGUUCCAACGAUAAAGACGAAAAGGAGGACGUUUUAGUGGAUAAGAUUCAUAAUGGUCGCGAUUUCAUCUACGACGUCUACGCUCCCGUUACUCGCUUGGAUGACGAAAAUGAGGAUGGCUUGGAACCACCGUUCGAAGGCAUUUAUGAAGGCGAUUCAGACGAAUUCGAUGAACGUUAUUUCUGUGACGACGAAGACUCUGAUUCAAACAGCGAAUCCAACUGGAGAAAUGACUAUCCAGAUGAAGAGGAUGAUGAUUUUAUGGAUAAGCGGCUGAUAACUCGGUUUAGAGGUGACUACGAUGACGACACCGAUGAAGAGAAAGAUGACGACGAUGAGGAUGAUGAUGAUGAAAGUGAACUUGAUGAGUAUCGGUAUUCCAGUGAUGUCUGCGAAGAGAUUUAUGAAUUCGAGCGACUAGGCAUGAAUUAUCGGCCGUAG